Molecule: messenger RNA, 1695 nt
Organism: Fulvia fulva
Lineage: Eukaryota; Fungi; Ascomycota; Dothideomycetes; Mycosphaerellales; Mycosphaerellaceae
Product: Tubulin-specific chaperone E
Exons: 3
Coding region: 1-1695 (564 amino acids)
Source: RefSeq, a predicted model, not a curated record
AUGCCUGAUACCGCCCGCUACGUUGGUGAGAGGCUCAGUCUCAAGCGCCAACUGUGUACCAUUCGAUACAUUGGCGCUGUAGCAGACAAGCUGGGCGAAUGGCUAGGCGUUGAGUGGGACGAUUCUGACCGCGGCAAACAUGAUGGCACCCAUAAUGGUGUCAGAUAUUUCACCUGCAGAAGCCCGACAUCUAAACCUGGUUCCUUCCUCAGACCGGACCAGCAAUGGGAUCAAUCCAAGACCUUUCUGCAAGCUCUAAGAGAAAAGUACAUGCCCGAAGAUGCUGGCACCGGAGGCGACAUUGUCUAUUUCUCGACGAAGCAAGCUGAAGAGGUCGGCUUCGAGAAGUUCUCAAAGCGGCAAGCACGACUCCAGGGCAUUCAUGUUCUGGUGCUUGAUCAUAUAAGCAUUCGUUUUCAGAAUGAAGACCGCGAGACGAUCACUGAACUAUGCUCCGAUAUCACCGAGCUGGACUUGAGCAGCAACUUGUUCGAAAGCCUGGGCGAAAUCGUUGAGCUUGCAGUGCUGUUCCCGAAACUCACACAUCUUACGCUCAAUGGCAACCGCUUCCCUAUCCCUGAUGAUUGCAGCAAAGCUGCUCUUAAGCAACUAACGGGACUUCGCAGUCUCGGUCUGUCAGACACACUACUGAGCUGGACGGAGAUCGCCAAGGUAGCAUGUAUUGCACCCAACCUCACAACCCUCUCUGCAGCACGCAACAGGUUGAAUCGUGUUACAUCCGACCCUUUGCCAUCUACACUGGCACAUAUCGUACUAUCAGACAAUGAUUUCGACGCGCUGUCCGACCUGAGCGGGCUCUCCUCUUGCACGGGACUUAGCUCGCUUACACUGAAGCGCUGCCAUAUCUCUACGAACGGCAACAAUGCAUCAGACAUCAUCGUGUACAGUAGAUCACUUCAAGUGCUGGACAUCGCGUACAAUCGUGUUGCCAAUUGGGCGCUUUUCGACAUCCUUGAGGAGACCUUUCCAGCUUUGGAAUCCCUGGUCAUCACUGGCAACCCGCUGUAUGGCAGCCUAUCGUCUGUAGAAGGGACCACAUUGACUGCCGAGGACGGCUACAUGCUUACCAUUGCUCGCCUGCCUCGCAUCAGCUUUCUCAACUACAGUAAGGUCACUGAGAAGGAGAGGCUGAAUUCUGAGACAUACUAUCUGAACCAGAUUGUCUCCGAGUUGGGAAAGACGCCCGCAGACAAACGCCCGCAAGUGUUACGGACACAUCCGAGAUGGAAGGCAUUGUGCGAAGAGUAUGGCGAGCCUGCGCCGAAAGAGACCAAGUCCGAUACCAUCAAUCCAAGCAGCCUAGCAGCGCGCCUCGUCACUAUCGACUUCAACGUCAGCGCUACAUAUGAUUCCGCAGCUGUGACACGGAAAGACACGGUCCCGAAGAGCAUGAAUGUGUAUGCGCUCCUUGGCAUGGCUGGCAAACGGCUCGGUAUCAUGCCACGGAAGCUUCGACUGAUCAUGGAGACUGGCGAGCGUGACCCGACAGGCAGCGAAGCAGGCCACGCAGGGCCAGAGUGGUGGGAUAGUAGCGACGAUGAAGACGAGCAGCCGAGAGUAGGCCAAAAGCUUGUUGCGAGAGAAGUUGAGCUCGUUGCGGGUACUCGGCCUAUUGGCACGUAUAUUGAAGGUCGAGAAGCACAGAUCCGAGUCGAGGUGAAAGGCCACCAUUGA